AUGUUUAUAUUUCUAUUACUGUUUAAUCUACAUAAUAUACAUUUAAAAGGUGAAACUGGUGUAGAUGAGAAACUUACAACGGAUAAAGGAGCAGAAGAACCAACUGCUGGAACAACUGGUGAUCAAAAAGUGUCAAACCCCAAAGAAGAGUUGCAAGAAUCAAAUAUAGAAAGUGGAACACCAAGUAAAAAAAAUGAACAAGCAAUUAAUGGCAAAGAAAGUACUGCAACUAGUGUUGGACAAGAAAGUAAACAAACAAUAGCUGAAGGAGGAAGUUCAAUAACUAAGGAAGAUAAAGGGACAGGAAGUGGUAUAACAGGACAACCAGAGACAGGUGAUAAAAAAACAGAAAGUACUGAAACAAAAACAGACGCACAAAGAGUCACUGAAGCAGAAGGCACAGACAGUAAAGUUUCAGGAGUUGGUAAAACAAAUGAUAAUGAAGGUCCAGAAAAAGCGAAACAAGAAACCGAAGAAAAAGAUGGUAAAGCAGCAGAUAGUCAUGACAAUGGAAAUACAAAUCCAGUAACAAAUACAGAAAAUACAGGAAAUGUAGAUAAAGGAGACACUAAAAAAGAUGAAACAGUAGAUCAUAACAAAACAGGAAAAGGAGAAGUAUCUACAAAAGAUAGUGGAACAGGAAGUUCUGAACAAAGCCAACAAGGUGAAAAACCUGGAUCAGCUGAUAAUAAUGAACAAGAAAAUAAGGGAACAGAUGGUUCUAAUACAUCAGGGAAAGAAGGGCAAAAUGGAAGUGCUGGAGAAAAUGGAAAAGAUGAUAAAGGAAGCACCGAACAAAGUCCAAAUAAUGGACAAAAAGAACAACCAAAUAAAGAUGGACCAACUGGAGAAGAUAAAAAGGAUGAUGGUAAAGGAGAUAGUGAAGAAAAUGGAAAAGACAGUAAAGGAACUGAUGAACAAAAAGAUGGAAUGAAUAAUCAAAAUGGACAAAAAGAUAAAGGAAAUAAAGAAACAGACAAUAAAACAACAAGUAGUUCCGAUAGUUCAGAAAGUAAAUCAGACGAUGAUUUAAACAAUCACAAGAAUAUUGAUAGUGCGUUAUGUACAUUUAUUAUGCUUGGUAUUGCUGUUACAUUUUUAUUCUUCUAA
Molecule: messenger RNA, 1110 nt
Organism: Entamoeba histolytica HM-1:IMSS
Lineage: Eukaryota; Evosea; Mastigamoebida; Endamoebidae
Exons: 2
Coding region: 1-1110 (369 amino acids)
Source: RefSeq, a predicted model, not a curated record